AUGAUGCAUUCAUCAUGUGGCCACUUUGGUCUCAUACAGGAUCGCUGUGGUGCCAUAUCAUCGGCCAAAAGUACCGUAGACGCUGUACCAGUAUUCACCAAAAAGACACCAAGUACUCGAAAACCAAAUAUUCCAGACGACGAAGCAAAAAACUUCGAUAUCGUCAGAGCUACUCAGCACGGACUGUUGAACCGGUGUAAAGAAAUAAUUGAAAGUGGUUAUGAUAUAAACAAACCAGAUCCUCAAAAUAUUUAUCUCCUACAUUGGGCCGCAAUUAACAAUAAAAUUGAUUUAAUUAAAUACUACAUUUCAAAAGGCGCAGCUGUAGACCCUGUCGGAGGUGAUCUACGUGCAACUCCAUUACACUGGGCGACUAGGCAAGGCCAUUUAUCCGUAGUAGUAUUAUUGAUGAGCAAAGGAGCAGACCCGUGUUUUUAUGACGUUGAAGGACGCGCUUGUUUGCAUAUUGCUGCAAACUUAGGUUUUACAGCAAUUGUAGCUUAUUUGAUUGCUAAAGGUGUAGAUGUCAAUUUGCGAGAUAAAAAUGGAAUGACUGCUCUCAUGUGGAGUUCGUAUAAGACAUUAGGACUUGAUCCAACUAAACUUUUAAUAACCCUUGGUGCGUCUAUGUCCAUACAAGAUGAUGUGCAUAGGAAUACUCCACUUCAUUGGGCUCUGAUUAGUCGGAAUCCAACAGCCAUCAGUAUUCUAGUCAUGAGAGGAUCACCAUUGACAAUUAGAAAUUCAAUAGGAUGUACAGCUUUAAAUUUAAUUCACGAGUCAAGAUCAGAGGUGUGGAUAGGAAUGAAUACACUUAAAACUGUGGAUGAUAAAAUGAAACCAAAGAAUAUUUUAUUAUUAAAAUUAAAUGAACAAACUAUAUCUACUAUAAUCGUUUCUGUAGCAUUUUAUGUGGUUGGAUUUGUAUUGGACUCUCACAUGAUAUAUGUAGCUAAAUUAUGUUGUUUGAUUAUUGGCUAUCUCAUUAUGUAUAAGCUAAACCGUACAUAUGCAUCAGUAUCUGAAACACUGCCUGUGUCUGUUUAUCUUGCAACAAAAUUUUGGAUGUCCGUCACUUGGAUAUUUUGGAUAUUACCCAUCAUAAGUUUCUGGUGUUCAGUUGGUUUUUUUAUUACUACGUCAUUGUUAUGGUACAACUUUAUGUACAGUUGGAAUGGCAAUCCAGGAUAUGUGCCAAAUACUAAAAAUGAUCAAUAUAAUGCUAUCAUUGAACUGGCUGAAAGCUCUGGAUUUAGUCCGGAUGUGUUUUGUAGUACAUGUUUGAUUAAAAAGCCAAUCAGAUCAAAACAUUGUAGUAUUUGUAAUAGAUGUAUAGCAAAGUUUGAUCAUCAUUGUCCUUGGGUGAACAAUUGCAUUGGUAUUUCAAAUCAUCGUCACUUUAUUGGAUACCUUAUGUCACUACUUGUAGCUUGCGGUUUUGUUAUUUUUGGAAGCAUAAAAUAUCUAAAUAUGGCAAAUCACUUUAAUGAGCAAACUUUUCAUUAUAAUAUAUUUUAUGUAAUUUGGGAAGUUCUCAUAUUAGAUUCUUGGGUCAGUUGGAUUAUGAUCAAUGCUAUUUUACAUUCAAUUUGGGUGUCAAUGCUGUUAGGAUGUCAGACUUACCAAAUUGUCUGGCUCGGUAUGACUACUAAUGAACGUAUUAAUGCUGCACGUUACGAGCACUUUAUUCCACAUGGAAAGGGAUAUAAGAGCCCUUACAAUCGUGGUAAAUGUCAAAACCUGUUGGAUUUCAUCCAGUGCCAUUGUCUUAGUUCCAGAUUUUUAAAUGAGAAAGUAUGGUUCAAUUAUUGUGAAUUUGAUGUUUUUACUGAGAUGGAAUUGAAUUUUUCUGCUGUAAAACCUGAUUUGGAAUAUGUUUAA
Molecule: messenger RNA, 1881 nt
Organism: Macrosiphum euphorbiae (potato aphid)
Lineage: Eukaryota; Metazoa; Arthropoda; Insecta; Hemiptera; Aphididae
Source: the annotation of a GenBank genome assembly